Heterobasidion irregulare TC 32-1 is the source of this 1716-nucleotide messenger RNA. RefSeq lists its product as uncharacterized. The transcript is spliced from 4 exons. The record is from RefSeq and is a predicted model, not a curated record. NCBI's taxonomy places the organism in Eukaryota, Fungi, Basidiomycota, Agaricomycetes, Russulales, Bondarzewiaceae. Bases 1 to 1716 code for a protein of 571 amino acids.
AUGUCAGAUAUGUACACCUCUCUAGGCAUAUCACCAAGGAAGAAGCGACGUCUGAUUGAUGACGAGGAUGACAAGGCUUUAACGCCUAAGAAAAUCCGAACUGCGCCACCUUCUCCGCCAAAGACUGUCACAAGGCAGCGGGCAGAGUCCAGCCCUACCAAUCUCCCCCCACAUUUGAACCGUUUGUAUGCGGCUCAAACAGCCUUACAGCACGCACUUUCACAUGCUCUGGCCACCUGUGCGGUGUCGCCUUCCUCAGAUACUGGAAUCGUGCGCAACGUGCUUAAUCACCAGUCUCUGCACUCUUACACUGGCCUUACGACUGCUUUCGAUAUGAACGACCUGAAACGGCUUUGUUGGCUAUGGGAAUGGGACGGCAAAGAUAUCGCACCGCCAAACACGAUUCGCAAGAGUGAUGGCGACGACAAUCCAUUCCUCGAAGAAGAAGUCCCCUCCUCUCAACCUAAGGACUGGACCCGUGGCGCUAUGGGCUUCGUCAUCAGCCCAUCCACUCAUUUCUCGAAAAUAGCUAAGUCUCGCAUCCCUGCCUAUGGGAUCGGUAUAGAAGUCGAAAUCGAUAUCGAUAAAGACAUGGGAAGUGGAAUAGCCUCUGUCGCUCGCUGGACUGCUGCAAGUGAGUCAAGGCGGAAAGAAGUGUUAUCUAAACUCCAGCGAUGGGCUGAGCUUCAUUCAGGGACAGACCUUAUCCCAAAUCUACACAUGGCAAAUCUACCACAACUGAACAUUCCACCAAAGCCGUCCACUUUGACACGACUCCUUGCUUCAUCUUCACCCAAGGCAACUUCUUCGAUCUCGAUAUUAGCGACUCCUUCGUCUCCCACAUCUCCAUCAAAGAAGCCUGCGAAACAUCUUGUCAAGAAACCUCUCAAGGAAUCCGAAGGAUCUGCAAUUGCUUUUCCCAUACUACCAGCGCCCAAACUCACUUCAGACUCCAAGAACUCGGUGUCAUUCCCAAAGACUCCCUCACGACAUUCUCGUGGUGUUUCAUUAAUUGGCCUUCUGACUCCGCAUACACCUUCCACAAGCCCAUCUCAAACACACUCUGGAGAUUCGCUGCCCUCAACGCCGGUUCACCAGCGCGGGCCUCAUGCCGUCACAGUGCCUCAGACUCCCACAAGUUCUCGCCGAGCGGCACUCUACGAUCGCAUUCGACAGAAGUCCAUCACGUCGACGCCGUCUAAAUCCGUUAGCUGUGACAUUCCUCAAGGAAAGCUCACCAGAGACCAGUUGCUAAAAAUGAGCCAGGAUGAAAUGAGACGUCGUAUGUUGUUGGGACGGCUUGGCGGAGUAGCCGAGAGCGUGUGGAUGCUUUUCUCUGCUCCUACAGGGAUUACUGCCGCGCCCGCUCGAAAGCGCCGAGCGCUUCCUGUUUCAGAGGUGAUCGCUGCUAUUUUGAAGUCCUCGCCUGUACCCGUCUCUGCCGCUGAGGCACAGGAAUCCCUCAAUCUACUCACUUCCAUAUGCCCCUCCUUCGUCAAGCUACUGGACAUCAAUGAUGAAGAAUGGUUAGAGAUGCCUGCUCAAACUCAGACCGAGAGUGGCCCCAAGCCUCCACCGAGUCCUGGUAGCAGUCGGAACAAAGACGACAGUGCUGCGGAAGUAUUGACUCGUAGCCCUAGAAGGGUUAAACGAGAAGGGGGUGUCCUCAGGGAGGUGCGAGAACGGAUUCGACGAGAGCUGGAGCUCGCCGAUUGA